AUGUUAUGGGCACUCUAUCGCACCACCAAGGGACACAAUGUGGUUGCACUGUCCAACGACUCUCGAUACGGCCUCAUGGCUGGUGUUUUCACCCAAGAUAUCAACCGUGCUCUUCGGCUGAGCGAGACCUUUGAUUCGGGCGUCGUGGGCGUCAACUGUGUCAGCACCAUCCACUUUGCGUGUCCUUUUGGGGAACCAAGGAGAGUGGGAUUGGUUGUGAGUUGGGCCCCUGAUGCUGUAUAUGGAUAG
Aspergillus wentii DTO 134E9 is the source of this 249-nucleotide messenger RNA. RefSeq lists its product as uncharacterized. The record is from RefSeq and is a predicted model, not a curated record. Gene Ontology annotation, molecular function: aldehyde dehydrogenase (NAD+) activity. The transcript has 2 exons. Bases 1 to 249 code for a protein of 82 amino acids. NCBI's taxonomy places the organism in Eukaryota, Fungi, Ascomycota, Eurotiomycetes, Eurotiales, Aspergillaceae.